AUGCGCAAAGGCAACUACGCUGAGCGUGUGGGCGCUGUCGCACGAGUCUACCUGGCCGGCGUGCUCGAUUACCUGAUUGCUGAGAUCCUGGAGUUGGCCGGAGACACUGCCCGUGAAAACAAGAAGACUCACAUCAUCCCCUGUCACCUGCAGCUGGCCUUCCGUAACGACGAGGACCCAACAUCCGGGCGGUGCUACUCCCCAAGAAGACCGAGAAUGCCGUCAAAGCCAAGUAAAUUCACUACUGUGGCUUCACCUUGA
This is a messenger RNA of Coregonus sp. 'balchen', 261 nucleotides long. The record is from the annotation of a GenBank genome assembly. Lineage: Eukaryota; Metazoa; Chordata; Actinopteri; Salmoniformes; Salmonidae.